Molecule: messenger RNA, 2071 nt
Organism: Neogale vison (American mink)
Lineage: Eukaryota; Metazoa; Chordata; Mammalia; Carnivora; Mustelidae
Exons: 2
Coding region: 1-609 (202 amino acids)
Source: RefSeq, a predicted model, not a curated record
AUGGUGUCGGAGAGGCAGCGGACCAAGCCGAGGGCGAGCGAGGCGGCCGCAGCUCUCCUCCGUCCUUCCUCCGCCGCGACGUCGGGCCGGCGCCCCGGCCCUUCCCCGCCGCGCCCGCAGACCCCGCCCAGCGCCGCGCCACCCGGCCGCAGCGGGCGCGCCCCGAGAGUGCCGGCGACCGGAGGCAGAGGCGGUGCCGAUGCCCGGGCCCGGCGGCCUCUGCGGGGCCGGCGCGAGUCGCGCUCCCACUCCCCGCCCGACGCCCGCCAGGAGCUCCGGACCGUUCCCGCCACGCUUCCGCCACGUCGCCGGGGUGCGCCGCCCGCGGCCCUCCCCGCCCCGAGCCCGCGGUGGGGGCUGGGCGGAGGCCGGGCCGGUCGCCCGGGCCCCCGCCGCCGCCGCCACGCGUCCUGCACCCGGCUCCGGGCAGGCUCUCCGUUCGGGCGAACGCCCCGGGCGCUUCCCGCAGAGGAGGACACCCGCUCCGGCAACCCCGAUAAGAAACCAAGUCACAGUGCGGAAGUCCCGAAGCCACCAGUUCCCCAGCACCCUUCGGGGAAAUCCCGUACGCCUCUGCAGGAGGCGAGAAUUAAAACAAAAGCCCCGUAAAACUGAAACCGAGCCGGGCGGCGGGUCGGGUGGCAGCGGCGGCAGCUCUGCGGGCGCGAGGACACACGGCCGGUCUCGCGCUUCGCUGCUCCUGUGCGUCCGGACGAACCAUAGAGAUCACUUAAGGAGGCUCGCGCGCUACUCUUCACCACGUGACCGCCCCAGCCAGGCCGCCCCCCGCGCCGCCAUCUUACAUCCGGGAGAGAGGCGGCGUCCCGUUUCCCCGCCUCGGCAAGUUUCGACGUGUCACUAGAAAUCAGCCCCCAAAAGGGGGACCUCAAUUCCACGUCACCGAAGUGCUGAGGCCAAGAGCUGUGCCCCCCGCCAUGAGUUUAAAGGGGCAAACUUGAGCCCCUAGAUUCCCCGUUUUUGCCCGCAAAGAAAAUGGCGGCACUUACCGCCGUCUAAGUGGACACGUUGUACCCUGGCGGGGGUUCAAAGUUUCCGGCACCUCCUUUCCUAUCCCGCAAGGACACGGCCAUUUGCGCUCCACCCUGCGGGUACCAAGUGUGCUGCAUUUCGGAGAAAACCGGCGGGAAAGCUGCUGCGCUGCUCGCUGUAAUGCGCAGGCUCCUGGGACUUCUGGGUGGGUUUGUGUGUGUGUGUGUGUGUGUGUGUGUGUGUGUGUGUGUGUUUUUAAGGCCAAGUUUUGGAGAGGGCCUCCUACCGUGAGUCUUAUUUGCUGUUGGUCCAGGCAAGUUACUUUUUGCUCACAUACAGAGCUUUCUCUAAGUUAGCAAAUCAUCUUAAAGACGAAGUAAGCAGAGUUUGCCCGAUGUAAUACAGAACGUCCAGUUUAAUUAUUGGAACUUCAGGUAAACGAAUAAUUUUUAGUUUGUACUUAAAAAUUACUUGGAAUUCAAAUUCAGCAGGACGUCCUAUAUUUUUAUCUGUUAAAUCUGGUGAUCCUGUUAGUCAUCAAUCUUCUGCAAAUACAGACUACAUAUAGCAAAAGUAAGGAAUGUUGGAAUUGAAGACUGUUUAGUCGUGGUACCGACUUCUGUACAGAGUUUGAUCCUUUAAUGCUGGCAACAGGUUCUAAAAUACGAUAACAGUGCAUAAGGGACAUUCGUGAAUAAUUUCUUUUUGAAAGAGUAAGGACCCCCCACCCCCGCUUAAAACCACAGUGUAAUUUUGAAUCAAAGAUCCUCACAACCAAGAAUCUCGUUGCAAAGUAAAGGUUACAUAAUACUCCUUUCGUUUCUGUUCUCUAUACUAUUAGCGAUGGGACACAAUUUCACGAACAAGUUUUCAAAUUACUACAAACCCUGCCUGACAUAAUUCGAAAUAAAUAACAUUUGUGUGUAAUACGCAAAUUGAGAAAGUAGAAUAUACUCAACUAUCCGCCAACAGAUCUCAAUGUUACACUUACUGUAAGCAUUUUAAAGCAACUACUAAAGGUAGCUUGCCUGGGAUGUCACUGUGAAAUAUUUCCAAUUAAUAAAAUUUCUGUAUUUCUGUA